Messenger RNA from Pygoscelis adeliae (Adelie penguin), 670 nucleotides. It is a transcript of the gene MTURN, whose product is annotated as maturin, neural progenitor differentiation regulator homolog (Xenopus). The transcript has 3 exons. NCBI's taxonomy places the organism in Eukaryota, Metazoa, Chordata, Aves, Sphenisciformes, Spheniscidae. Gene Ontology annotation, biological process: regulation of signaling; positive regulation of megakaryocyte differentiation. The coding region runs from base 1 to 339 and encodes 112 amino acids. Gene Ontology annotation, cellular component: cytoplasm. The record is from RefSeq and is a predicted model, not a curated record.
AUGCUUGCACUAACGCCAGGAAGACGAAGAGAUGCUUUAGCUCUUCCUGAGGGCUUCAUUGCAGCGGAUGAUGCAGAAGAAGAGAAAACCCAACGUGACUUCCAGCACGUGUGGAGCGAAAGCGAGGACUGCUUACCUUUUCUGCAGCUCGCACAGGAUUACAUCUCCUCCUGUGGGAAAAAGACACUCCAUGAAAUAUUGGAAAAAGUCUUCAAAUCCUUCAGACCUUUACUUGGGCUUCCAGAUGUUGAUGAUGAUGCAUUUGAAGAAUAUAACGCAGAUGUGGAAGAAGAGGAACCAGAAGCCGAUCAUCAACAGAUGGGUGUCAGUCAGCAGUGAUUUUCUGAGAAGCUAAAAAAUUCGGAAGCCUUUGGUACCAGGUGGGGUCAGGUGGUCCCACAUUAGCCUGUUCGAAUUAGCGCAUCACAUGGGGAUAUCUGGCUCCCAGGAUAAAAGUUUUACAAAAUGGUUUAAAAAAAAAAUAAUUAAUACUAAUAAUCUGUGAUGAGCUUUGCUAAGAAGUGACCUGAAUUUUGCUCCUGCUUCAGUGGGUUUUCUAUGGAGUUGUCUUGGUAGCAUUCUGCCGUUAUCAGUCUAGAAGUAGUUUUGUCGCUGACUUGUCUCUUCGAUUUGUGUUCAAGAGUAGCGUUCGCUGACAUGAAUGUAGAGU